UUAUUUUUAAUUUUUUGAUGUAUGGAAAUGCUCGUAAAUCUGAGUGGGAUGUCGACAUAUGUAUGAAAUAAAACAGAUAAAACAUUAAAGAAACCCCAACAAAUAGGGCUUUCUUGAUUCUUUUUUCAAAACUUAUAAACACACACACACACAUAAUACAGAUGAAUAUUAAGUUGAUUUCUUUGGCUGUUUGUCGGAAAAUCUAAUCAAGAUCAGGCAAUUAUUUAACAUGGGUUUGGUGGGAUUGUGUGGAAUUUGUGCCAAAAUUAGCUUUUAAGUUGGCAAGAAUGUGAUCAUAAGUCAAGAAUAGCUUUUUUUUUUGCUGCUGUUAUAUUUCAAGACUGCUUUUUUAAUUUGUUUUCUUGAUGGAGAUGAAAGAAAAUAUGGAUGAUGGGGAGAUUGAUCUUUCAAACCUUCCGAAUCCCGAUUCUUCUAGAAACAUCCGGGCAUCCUUUUCGGAGGAUUCUUCGUUUCUCGAUAAUUUGUCGAGAAUUAAUGCACAAGUAUGUACACACACCCAUAUAUGCAAUCCGCCGGGGCCCGAUGCUCCGCACACGCACACGUGUCACCACACCCACACAAAUUUUAUCCCGUCUUCGGACGAUAUCGCCCUUCACGAAAAACGGACCCCCGUCUCGAAACCUAGUAGUAGACCUUUGGGUAAUCGAGAAGCCGUUCGAAAGUAUCGGGAGAAGAAGAAAGCGCAGGAGGCUUACUUGGAGGAGGAAGUUAGGAAAUUAAGAGAUGCGAACAAGUUGUUAGUGGCGAAAUUGCAGAGGGGCCCGGUUCUUGAAACGGAGGUUUUGAGGCUUAGGAGACUUUUAGUGGAGAUAAGAGGAAAAAUCGACGGUGAAUUGGGCGACUUCCCAUUUGGGAAAAAGUGUCGUUCGGGAAAAUCGACAAUGAAUUAGGUGUUGAUUGCGAAGCUAAUACUUUACGAAAUGUAUCGGAAAGGAAAAGUUGUUCGUGCCGUCUAGUUCGCAUAAAGAGGGCAAAUAAAUGUAAAGGCAAGUUUGUACUAUCUCAUGACGCUUAAUAAUCUUUUUGUAUAUUAUGUAGUGUGGUUACAAAAUUUAUGUUUGAUGUUUGGUUAUAAAUUUUUUGUACAACAAAUGUUUGGAUCGAUGUUCUUGUCGAACACUUUCUAUGCUGAGCUCGUCGCACUCGCAAUGUGGACCCCUUCUUACA
Molecule: messenger RNA, 1188 nt
Organism: Erythranthe guttata (spotted monkey flower)
Lineage: Eukaryota; Viridiplantae; Streptophyta; Magnoliopsida; Lamiales; Phrymaceae
Source: RefSeq, a predicted model, not a curated record